AUGCCUUCCAACAUCAUUUCCCAGCUCGAGGUCAUCAGCCGUGAGACCGGUUGCCUCCUCGACAUCUCGACCCUCAUCGACCUGAGCAUUUGCCCUACCCUCGACAUCAUCACCAAGAAGCCCAACAAGGUCGAGGCCAAGGACAAGUACAUCACUGUCACCCCCACUACUCCUCAGAAGUCGGUUCACUACCGCCGAGGAUGCAGCACCGACAACUGCUACCAGGUUCCUGAGAAGGUGUGCAAGAAGAACACUGUCAUCCACGACAUUCAGAUGCUUGUUCUUCUCGGUCUUCUCAGCAAGGAGGAUCUUGAGAAGUACCUCCACAUCACUGGCGAGCUCCCCGAGAGCGAGCACAUCGAUGAGGACAAGGAUGGCAUGACCGUCGACCCUCUUCUCGGCCUCGACGUUGGCGAGGAUGGCUCCCUGGCUGAUCUCGACGUCAUCGGCAAGGAUGGCCUCGUGAACCUCAACCUUGGCAAGGGCAAGGAUGGCAAGCCUCCUCUGGCCAACCUCAACCUCCUCGGCCCCGAUGGUCUCCUCCGCCUUGACCUCAACGGCAAGCCUCUCAUCGAUCUCAAGCGCCGAUCCGACCGCCUAGUCGAUGUCGAUGUCGGUGGCAAGAAGGACACCGACCAGGCUACUGUCGACGUCGAUGUUCUCACCCACGCCAAGCGGGCCAACCGCCUCGUUGAUGUCGAUGUCGGUGGCAAGAAGGACACCGACCAAGCUACUGUCGAUGUCGAUGUUCUCACUCACAAGCGCCGUGGUCUCCUGGAUGGCCUUCUGGGCGAGGAUGGUGUUGUGCCUGAACUUUUGGACGGUCUCCUGGGCAAGGAUGGCCUGAACCUGGAAGAUCUCCUGGACCUUGACGUUGGUGGCGAGGCUGAUGAGGACGAAGCUGCCAUCGAUCUUGAUAUCCUGACCACUCCCAAGGACAAGGAUGGCCAGAACGGCAAUGGUAACGGCGGCAACAACGGUGGAAACGGCAAUGGCUCCAACAACGGAGGCAACGGCAACGGCAACGGAUCUGGUAACGGAUCUAACAACGGCGGCAAUGGUAACGGCUCCGGAAAUGGUUCUGGUAACGGCAAUGGCUCCGGCAAUGGAAACGGCUCUGGCAAUGGCAACGGAUCUGGAAAUGGCAAUGGAUCUGGCAACGGCAGCGGUAACGGCUCUGGCAACGGAUCCGGCAGCAACAACGGCCACGGAACUCCCAGCUACGGCCCCGGCUCUCAGUACAGCAAGAAGGACCUCAGCAGCCACUACCAGCCCAUCUGCAACAAGGGCUUCAAGAAGGAGUACAUCACCCGCACCAAGCAGGAGCACGCCAACGACGUCAACCACUGCCUCGCCAUCUGCCAGGCCCAGGGUGCUCUCCAGACCAUCCACUCCGGCACCAAGCGCGGCGAUAUCGCCCACAUCCUCGUCUGCGCUGCCAUCCAGUUCGACCAGACUGCUGAGAGCGGCAACUGCCACUACAUGGUCGCCCCUGAGACCGAGCCCUGCGAGGAGGAGUACCUUGAGGAGAAGAAGGACUGCUACUCCUUCAUCCGCAACUAAGCGGUGCACGACUGCAAAAACAUGGUGACGACUGACGGCUUUACUGGCUGGGAUAUGAAAGGUGUACAGGCAAGGCAAUUGGGAGGUACAAACACCACAUUUGGACAAACAUCCAGCCGGAUGACAUUUUCGUUCUUUCACAAACUUUAGGCACUUACAUUUAGACUUAAUACAUGUUUUCUUUUGUCG
Messenger RNA from Fusarium vanettenii 77-13-4, 1752 nucleotides. RefSeq lists its product as uncharacterized. The record is from RefSeq and is a predicted model, not a curated record. NCBI's taxonomy places the organism in Eukaryota, Fungi, Ascomycota, Sordariomycetes, Hypocreales, Nectriaceae. The coding region runs from base 1 to 1563 and encodes 520 amino acids. The transcript has a single exon.